Molecule: messenger RNA, 817 nt
Organism: Rhagoletis zephyria (snowberry fruit fly)
Lineage: Eukaryota; Metazoa; Arthropoda; Insecta; Diptera; Tephritidae
Product: programmed cell death protein 2-like
Source: RefSeq, a predicted model, not a curated record
AUGACCUCCUCACCACUACCGCCACCACCACCAAAGCUGGACCUCGGCUUCACCGAGCCGUUCGCCGACGGCUGGCGAGCCAAGUGCAAGUACAUGCCCUGCAAGCUGCCCAAGGAGAACCGCUUCUACUCGAGCCGACCGCCGGAAUAUGAUGCCGCUUUUAAGGAGGACCCGGAUCCGGAGUACGACCCCAAUCCAGCCGAGUUUGGCGUUCAGCUGUGUCCGGUUUGCGGGGUGAGGGCGCCGCACCGGUGCGGCCGCUGCCAGAAGACCAGCUACUGCUCACGGGAGCACCAGGUGCUCCACUGGAAGCGAGGUGGUCACAAGGCCGUCUGUGAGGGCGGCGGUGGUGGUUCGAAAGAAGAAGAAGAGGAGUCCAAGAAAGAGGAAGUCCACUACGAGGGCGUCGUCUUUCCUGAACUCGAACUGCUCAUCGGCGACGAUGACGAUGACAACAAAGCUGACUUUGCCGAGAACUCCGAGGACGACGAAGGCGAGGUGGCCGAGUCGGAGAUGUCCAAGUACCGCGACUACCUCCGCCGAAAUAAGCCCUCACUUCAGACUGACGCCAGUCUAAACGCCUACGGAGAAAGCAACUCCAAAUUUGAUCAGCUGGAGGAGGAAGAGGCGGACCAGAUCGCCUUUGAGCGCUUCAAGAAGCGGUCCAGCGGCGGUGAGGUGAUCCGCUACCGAGCUGACUGGUACCUCGAAGACAAGGACCUCGAAGACAAGGACCUCGAGGACGAAGACGAAGAAGACGUCAUCCUGUGGAUCAGCAGCCGCAACAAACCGACCUCCAUUCCGCCCUGUCCUCGCU